AUGGCGAGUUUCGUUUGGUCUCUUCCUUCCACACUAUCCACCUUAACGCCUUCACCUGCUCCUCAAUCAGUACGCGCCCCUUCUGUUCCUGCCACCCCCUCUGCUAGGGGUAAUGGAGAAAUCGCCGACGACCGAAUCAGUAACUGGUCGUUGUCACCGGCACCAAAUCGCCGACUUCAACGUCGAAUUCAGCCUUCACCUGCGCCCUCUGUCGCAUCGGCGCACUCAGAGGCUUCUAAUGCACGUCGUGCUCGACGUGGAGAGAGGCGUGAAGGAGGUAACCCCAACUUCCGUUGGUCAGCAAGAAACAUGCUGCUGACAUAUUCCCAAAUCGGAGAUAGGCCCAACCAGGCCCUUUCUGAUGCGAUCGCCCGAUUAUCGCCGCAACCGGCGGAAUGGGCUGCUGUUAGAGAGCACCACCAGGACGGGGGAUCCCAUUGGCAUGUCAUCGUCAAAUUCGAUGUGCCAAUCAGAUCAAGAAACCCCGCCUUCUUCGAUGUGGAUGGCAUACAUCCAAACGUUAAAAUGCUGGCUUCUGCAAAGUCCGUACGCGACGCCUGGACCUACCUCCAGAAAGAAGAAGGGGCGGACCACUUCGGACCCUGGCAGGGUCCAGAGGCUGUCCUCGAUGCAGAGGGAGGAAUGGGAAAAGCUAAGAAGGACGAAAAGUGGGGUCAUAUCAUCGCCUCGUCGUCUAGGGACGAGUACGAGGAGCGGGUCCAAACAUUCGGGCCAUAUGAUUGGGUCGUUAACCACGACAAAAUCAUAAACUAUGCCGACAAGCACUGGCCCGUCGAGCCGGAGCAGUACGUAUCGGAAUUUACCGAAUUCCCACACCUGACGGAGGAAAUGAGGGAUUGGGUAACUAACGAGAUGCCUAAAAGGGAUAGGCCUAAAUCGUUAGUGGUUUGGGGCCCGACGAGGACGGGUAAAACGGAAUGGGCUAGAUCUUUAGGUCGUCAUACCUACAUGAACGGUUUGUUCAAUGCAGACGACAUUGACGAGGCAUCUGACUAUAUCGUUCUGGACGACAUCAGCCUAGAGCACUUCCCAAACUACAAGUCUUGGUUUGGGGCUCAAAAGCAAUUUGUCGUCACCGACAAGUACAAGUCGAAGCGAACCGUCAAAUGGGGUAAGCCAUGCAUUUGGCUAUCAAACGAAAACCCAUUAGACAUAAGGGCAAGGGGCAUCAACACCGAAUGGAUCGCAGGUAACACCAUCGUUGUCAACCUUGACCACCGCCUUUACGAUGUACCUGACGAACCAGCUCCGCAACCAGUUCGUGUAGAAUGGCAAGGAAAUGGCGUGGAACGCAUAGCCCAGCCUGUUCCACAAAGGCCUAUUCCAGAAAGAGAAGAUGUAGUGUACUUAGAGGACCUUUAUGGUUCAAACCCUGUAUGGAGAUAG
This is a messenger RNA of Serpula lacrymans var. lacrymans S7.9, 1407 nucleotides long. RefSeq lists its product as uncharacterized. The transcript has 4 exons. Bases 1 to 1407 code for a protein of 468 amino acids. The record is from RefSeq and is a predicted model, not a curated record. Gene Ontology annotation, biological process: DNA replication. NCBI's taxonomy places the organism in Eukaryota, Fungi, Basidiomycota, Agaricomycetes, Boletales, Serpulaceae. Gene Ontology annotation, molecular function: DNA endonuclease activity, producing 5'-phosphomonoesters; structural molecule activity.